GGCGCCGCCCGCCCGAUCCCCGGCCAUGGCGGGCGCCGACGGUUCGCUCCUCGACGUGCCCGAGACCCGGGCCGCCGGCAGCAGCACGUUCUCCAGGCGCCCCCAGGCCCAGGCGAGGCGGCAAGCAAAGGCUACCAAAAGAAAAUACCAGACGUCCAGUGAGGCUCCCCCAGCAAAACGGAGGAACGAGGCAUCAUUUCUCCCAACCAAGAAAACUUGUGUUAAAGAAACUCAAAUGAAUUUUAAAGGAAAGGCACAAAAAACAUUUUCUCCAAAGAAAUACUCGGCUAGCACAAGUGACAGAAACCAAGAGGAGAAACCAUGCAUUAAGACUUCAUCAUUGUUUAAAAAUAACCCUGAAAUUCCGGAACUCCACAGACCUGUAGUAAAGCAGGUGCAAGAAAAAGUGUUUACUUCAGAUGCCUUUCAUGAACUGGGCCUCCACCCACAUUUAAUUUCCACAAUAAAUAUGGUAUUAAAAAUGUCUAGUAUGACCAGUGUUCAGAAGCAAAGUAUUCCUACAUUGCUGGAAGGCAGAGAUGCUCUUGUGCGAUCCCAGACGGGUUCAGGUAAAACUCUUGCCUAUUGCAUCCCUAUGGUCCAGUCCCUUCAAGCAAUGAAGUCAAAAAUACAACGCAGUGAUGGCCCCUAUGCUCUGGUACUAGUGCCAACGAGAGAGCUGGCUCUACAAAGCUUUGACAUUGUCCAGAAACUGCUUAAGCCAUUUACCUGGAUUGUGCCUGGAGUAUUAAUGGGAGGAGAGAAGAGAAAAUCAGAAAAAGCCAGACUGCGCAAAGGAAUAAAUAUCCUUAUCUCAACUCCUGGACGUCUGGUGGAUCACAUAAAAUCCACAAAGAACAUUCAUUUUAGUCGGAUACAGUGGCUGGUUUUGGACGAAGCAGACAGAAUCUUGGAUUUGGGUUUUGAAAAGGAUCUCACAGUCAUACUCAAUGCUGUAAACGCCGAAUGCCAGAAACGACAGAAUGUCUUGCUGUCAGCGACACUCACAGAAGGCGUAGCAUGGCUAGCCGAUAUCAGUUUACACAAUCCAGUCAGUAUUUCUGUCCUGGACGAAAGCCAUGACCAGUUUAACCCAAAGGGCACAGUGAUCCAAGAAGCCUCUCCUCCGCAAACUAGCAACAAGCUGGACAGCUUCGCAAUACCAGAGAGUCUCACUCAGCAUGUGGCAUUGGUUCCUAGCAAACUGAGGCUUGUCACUCUAGCGGCCUUCAUCCUUCAGAAAUGCAAGUUUGAGAAAGACCAGAAGAUGAUUGUCUUUUUCUCAAGUUGCGAGCUGGUGGAGUUCCACUACAAUCUCUUCCUUGAGACCUUGCUGAGCAGCACAGGGGCCCCGGCAUCAGGGUCCUCACCAUCUGCCUCCUCGCGAUUAAAAUUCCUGCGGCUGCAUGGCAACAUGGAGCAGGAGGAAAGAACAGCAGUAUUUCAGGAAUUCUCGCAUUCCAAAAGAGGUGUCCUUCUUUGUACGGACGUUGCAGCUCGGGGCUUAGAUCUCCCUCACGUCACCUGGAUUGUUCAGUACAACGCUCCGUCUUCACCUGCAGAAUACAUCCACCGGAUUGGAAGAACCGCCCGGAUUGGCUGCCGUGGGAGCAGCCUGCUCAUUUUGGCUCCUUCAGAGGCAGAAUAUGUCAACUCGUUGGCUUCUCACAAAAUCAACAUUUCUGAGAUUAAGAUGGAAGAUAUUUUGUCUGUUCUGACAAAGGAUGAUUGUUUUAAACGAAGACAGUGGAAAAACCAGAAAUCCCACGCUGUUGGUCCCCAGGAAAUCCGAGAGCGAGCCACAGUCUUGCAGUCAGUAUUUGAAGAUUAUGUGCACUCCAGUGAGAGGAGGGUCUCCUGGGCAAAGAAAGCUCUGCAGUCCUUCAUCCGAGCCUAUGCCACCUACCCCAGGGAGUUGAAGCCCAUCUUCCAUGUCCGAUCCCUCCACCUUGGUCAUGUGGCUAAGAGCUUUGGGCUAAGGGAUGCCCCCCAAAAUCUUAGUGUCUCAGCUGUAAAGAAGAGGAAAGCAAAACUGAAAAGGCCUGACCUUCAUAAGAAGACCAAGAGUAAACACCGCCUUGCUGAAAUUUUGCGUUCAGAAUACUCAAGUGGGAUGGAGGCGGGCGUCGCCAAGGUCAAAAGCAGAGCCGGCGUGGGAAGACCAGCAGCCCGCCGCCACAGCGCACUACCGAGCCUUGGCUGGAGGAAAAAGUGAAAACGUGCUCCAUGAAACAGACAGAUCGCAAGGUGCUGACCUACGGGAGACCAGAUCGUGCUCAGCCCGGGAGGGGUCUGAUUCCUGCCCCAGAACAACGUUCUGAAGAAGUUUGACAGCUUGACUUCAACCUUAUUGAUGCAUAUAUUGGCAUGAAUUUUGUAAAGUGGGAUGUUAAAAACUGGAAUUGAACUUAUACAAGAGAAAAAAAUAUUUAUCAAGUAAUCAUUUUUUUAUGUCGCAAUGCUGUUAAAAAGGAGCAAAGGAGUUUUGAGCCUGGGUGGCACGAACCCUGUCGUUUCCUCCUGUGAACACCCUGCUGUGAACACAGUGCUGUGUUUCCCUGCCUGCUCCCCUCUCGUGUCCAUGGAAGACUCUCUCAAGCUCAUUGAUUGACUGUUGCCUUUCUGUUUGCCUUUGAAGUCAGAAGCCACCAGCAUCUCCAGCUUUUUUCCCCACUGAAUCCCAUCUUAUCUUCAAGGCCUAGAGGUCUUUGUAUUGUGACCCAGGCCACAGCUCCUCAACCCCCCAUUGUGUUUCCUGGGAGGUUUGAAAGAGGACCCCUGGAGUGUAUUGAUUUCCCAAUAAAUGUAAGAUUUGCACACUUACAGAGAGGCCCCAAAGAGAAAGGGUUAAAGGCUUUAGCACCUCUUUCUGGGCUUUGCUCCUGUCCCCUUUUUCUCUCUUUCUCUGUUUUCCUUCCUCCUCCUCUGCAGUUACUGUGCAACCAUCCCUGGUUUUCCCAGGACAGGUGUUGAGGCACCACUUCCAUAGACCCCCCAGAGCCACAUGAACUAAAUGUCCAGGAGGGGGUGGUGAGAAUCGGCAAGGUAGGCCUUUCUGCGGGGGCCACGGAGGGGGCCAGUGUUCUUGCCUCCAUCCUGGCCUGGAAGCAGCUGUCAUGUAGACGAAUGUCAGCCGACCCCCACCAGAAAAGACUCCAGUGUGAGGACGAGUGUGAACCUAGAAAGAAUUGAUCUUCUGCAGGAAGAAAAAUGGGACCUUCUCAGAGUUGGCUGUCACAUAUGAAUUAAUAAAGACCGUGGGUGAAAUUUGUAACAAUAAUAAUAAAAAAAAAAACCUGCAGCACAUGUCAGACUGACUUUGGGCAAAUAUGCCACUGCUCUUUUAUUUCGAUGUGUAAUGGUUCACAUGAUUUGGAUGAGAAAAGGAGG
Messenger RNA from Cynocephalus volans (Philippine flying lemur), 3390 nucleotides. RefSeq names its product DEAD-box helicase 31 (gene DDX31). The record is from RefSeq and is a predicted model, not a curated record. Lineage: Eukaryota; Metazoa; Chordata; Mammalia; Dermoptera; Cynocephalidae. The transcript has 21 exons. Gene Ontology annotation, cellular component: nucleus. The coding region runs from base 26 to 2215 and encodes 729 amino acids. Gene Ontology annotation, molecular function: nucleic acid binding; ATP binding. Gene Ontology annotation, biological process: ribosome biogenesis.